Molecule: messenger RNA, 2886 nt
Organism: Diceros bicornis minor
Lineage: Eukaryota; Metazoa; Chordata; Mammalia; Perissodactyla; Rhinocerotidae
Product: protein moonraker-like
Biological process (GO): protein localization to centrosome; centriole replication
Cellular component (GO): centriolar satellite
Source: RefSeq, a predicted model, not a curated record
AUGGAUGAAGAUGAUAUUAUAAAUCUUCGAGCUGCGCCUUGCCCCAGGCCAGAAGAGAAACUUAGCUAUGCUGUCCACCCAGCCAAAAGAGAUGUGAAACGAAGACAGUUUGAAGAACAUGUAAAAGAACAUCAUCUCAGAAGUCAGCCUCAAAUCUCUCAGAAAUGUGGACACACUAAGCAUAAAAUAUCUGACCAUAGGGUGGAAAGGAAGGCAUCAAAGAGUCAAGAAGUCCGUCGUUACAGCCACCAGCCGUCCAAAGUAGAAAUCAGCUCAGGUGCCAAGGUAUACCUGUACACAUCUCAUCCAGGACAGUCAGAUCUGACCACGCCAAAUUCACCACCCAGUGAUCUAGGACUUCAGCCGCAUGCCGCGAUAAGUAACCACAAAAUUCUGAGUGAACACAAAAGCCUGCUGGAAGUUCAGCAACUCCGGAAAGAACUGAGCAGUUGUAUCCAUAAAAUUGAAGAAGUUACUAAAAAAGAUCGAGUGGAAGAAACUUUAGAUCCAGAUGAAGAACGGCGAAUCCAUGUCAGGAGGCAGGAGCAAGCGGUUCAUUCUGCCCAAACGCUCUAUGUCUUCCAGCGGCAGGUUAAAGAAAUCCAGGAAGAAUUGGAUAAAUUGAGUCCACAUAAAAUUAAACACAUUAGGAAGUCAUGGGCAAUGUCCAGGCUGGUAGCUGCGCAUCAAGGAGCCAUUCAGGCCUUACAGAUGUUUGUUACUCAGUUUACUGACCGAGGGGAGCACCCAGUUCCUGCCCAGUGUGGGGAACUGGGCAGUCUUAUUCGCCAGCUUUCCCUCUGUUCUGCCAAGCUGGAUGCCGAUUCUUCUGUCCCUGAUGUGGUUAUAGAUAUCCUACGACAAAUUGAGGCUUUGGAAUCCCUCCUGGAAAAGAAACUGUCACCAAAAAAGGUGAAGAAAUGUUUCACUGACAUUCGGAGCAGAUUUCCUGUUGGUAGCCAAAGGGCCUUGGAGAGAUGGCAAAGUACAUCACCAAAGAGUGAGAGGAGACCCUUAGUUGCAAAGGAGAUAAUUCCACAGGAAACAAAACAACCUUCAAUGGCAAAGAAGCUUCUUGCUGAUAAGUAUCAACCUGAUAGAGAGCUUCCAGUGACCCAGAGGUUGGAGAAUGAGCUUGAUGUGUUAGUUGCGGAUAUACUUCCGGAAGAAGCUCCAUCUAUUCUAGACCAAAAUGCAAGCUUCAAAGAAGAGGCAUUAGCCCCGGCAAAAACAACAGCAGUCAAAAAGAAGCCUGUGACUGAGGAUGUGCCUUCUAGGGAGAAGGAUACUCUGGUGCCGACAAGACUACAGCAAGGGCUCCACAAAACUGAAAAAAAUAGACCAACCCAAUCUCACAGCAAAAGCAGGUUGCAACGGACAACAGUCUCAUCGAGAUUAAAAAUGAACCAACAGCCUGUAUACCACAGGGCUCCUUGGAUACCUCCGAACCCCACCUCCCCACCGGCAUCUCCCAAAUGUGCUGCAUGGCUAAAGGUGAAAUCGAGCCCCAAACGUGCUGCAAAAGAAUAGUCUCUCCAGCAAGAAGAUACUCCAGAGGAAAGUCAAUUGAGAGGUGCUGUUGAGCAUGAAGCAGCUAGACUCGCUUGGCUUGAUGCUGCAACUUCCAACAGAUUGAAGAAACUAGAAGAAUUAAAAGCCAAAGAAAUGGACAAAAUGCAAAAACAGAGGCUCUAUUGGCUGGAUGCUGAAACUUCCAGAAGAACAAAGGAGUUGAAUGAACUCAAAACUGAAGAAAUGGAUAGACUUCAAAAAUUGAGUGUUUCUGCCACCCAGUUAGCAGACAAGGUAGAGAAGGCAGUUCUGGAGCAUUUGAAGCCUCUCCUGGUCAAGGCCCAGAAAGUCAAUUCUUCUCUGGAAGCAGAUAGUCCUUUGAAGGAUCGGCCAUUGGUAAACACAGCGAUAGCCCAGCCUGCAGAGGAGGCUACAGCUGUUGAUUCUGAAUCCAACAACAUUCGUCAGCUGGAUGAUUUUUUGGAAGAUACCGCUCAUGAGCUCUGGACUAUGACUCACUCUAAGAUCUUGGAGUCUGAAGCCUUAGGCACCUUGGGGGACAGCAAGGACAGCCCAUAUCUGGAGACCAUGAUGCUCCGAAUGGAGGAAACGGAAAAAUACCAGGAGACAGUUUGCCAAAGAUAUAAUAAAAUUGUAUAUGCUGAUCCUCAUCUUUGGCUGAAGGAAGAAAAAAAUGACCAAAAAAUCCCAGCAGUAAGUGAAAGGCCUCUUUCUCCUCAUCCAAUCAGGAUCACAAAGACAGCGGCUCACAAAGCCCCAGACGUGAACAUCGUGUUGGAAAGGCCCUGGAAUGCCAACUCCCUGGAUGAAAGCGUGGGAACAGAGGAGAAAUCGGAGAAAAAAGAGGCUCCCCUUCUCUCCCUUUCAGAAGAUUCUCAACAGAAAGAGGGUCGAGCUGCCCUCUUUGUCCCCCCCAGGAUGCGGCACAGCACUGGGGACUACUGCAGCCGCUUUGAGCCGUUCCUCCGGAUGAUGUCUCAUGAGGCCGUGGGCUCCUUCAACCCAUGGCUGCUUGCUGGAAGCUUUUCAGAAGAGCUGGUAGAUGAAGCUCUGGGGGACGUGGCUGCUGAACUUCAGGAUGUGUGUGAAGAUUGUGCAGAAGCCGUGUUCACCUCAGAAUUCUUAGAGGCUGCUACACAAAGGCUCUCCACGGCGAGGGCCCUCCUGCCACACUGGAGAAGGGGCGGCACUACCUUUGUUUCAGCCCGCAGGACAUCUUGGUCCUCUGCUGUCCAUCCAGGCCCAGAAGGUGCUGCCUCUUCCUUUCUUCACUGCAAGGAAGGAAAUGCCAGUAACGUCAUCCUCACUUUGCAUUUUCUCAUUGUCAUAGCAUCUACAUGCAGAUUCAUGUAG